Rana temporaria (common frog) is the source of this 3587-nucleotide messenger RNA. It is a transcript of the gene HYOU1, whose product is annotated as hypoxia up-regulated 1. Gene Ontology annotation, cellular component: endoplasmic reticulum chaperone complex. Gene Ontology annotation, biological process: endoplasmic reticulum unfolded protein response; negative regulation of hypoxia-induced intrinsic apoptotic signaling pathway; cellular response to hypoxia. The transcript is spliced from 25 exons. The record is from RefSeq and is a predicted model, not a curated record. Lineage: Eukaryota; Metazoa; Chordata; Amphibia; Anura; Ranidae. The coding region runs from base 130 to 3048 and encodes 972 amino acids. Gene Ontology annotation, molecular function: ATP-dependent protein folding chaperone; ATP binding.
GGGUCCGCGCUUGGAUGACGUUGCCAGCUGCCGGUAAGCUGACCAAUCAUCUCCCGCCGCGUUCCGGUGUGUGCGCGAGGCAGUGGAGUAGAAGGGAAGGUGCACAUUGGCAGACACAGAACACAGAAGAUGGGGCUUGCAAUGAGGACUGCAGGAGUUCUCUUCCUGUUUCUUUUGGUUGAUCUCUUGCCUUCUCAGACGGAGUCUGUGGCAGUCAUGUCUGUGGAUGUGGGUUUCGAAUGGUUAAAAAUCGCUAUAGUCAAGCCAGGAGUUCCUAUGGAAAUUGUCUUAAACAAGGAAUCGAGGAGAAAAACCCCUUUUUCUAUCACAUUGAAAGAAAAUGAACGCCUUUUUGGAGAUAGUUCUUUAGGGAUGGCAGCUAAGAAUCCCAAGCAGACAUUUCGCUUCUUCCAGGAUUUGUUGGGGAAAGGGGCAGAGAACCCACAAGUUGCAGCUUUUAAAAAGAGCUUUCCAGAUUAUGAUAUUGUGAAGGAUGAAAUUAGGGGUACAACCCUUUUUAAAUUAUCAGAAGAAGCGACUUAUUCACCAGAAGAAUUGCUGGCAAUGAUGCUGAAUUACUCCAGAUCCCUAGCUGAGGAGUUUGCAGAGCAGUCCAUCAAGGAUGCAGUAAUUACGGUUCCCGCUUUCUUUAAUCAGGCAGAACGCAGGGCUGUUCUCCAGGCUGCUAAACUUGCUGGCCUUAAAGUGCUUCAGCUUAUAAACGGUAAUACUGCAGUUGCAUUGAACUAUGGGGUCUUCAGAAGGAAAGACAUCAACGCUACUGCUCAGAACAUUAUGUUUUAUGAUAUGGGAUCAAAAAGUACAACUUGCACCAUUGUGACUUAUCAGACCAUAAAGACCAAAGACUCAGGAAUUCAGCCACAGCUACAAAUUCGUGGUGUUGGGUUUGAUCGUACUCUUGGAGGUCUAGAAAUGGACCUAAGACUCCGUGAGCAUUUGGCAAAACUUUUCAAUGGACAGAAGAAAUCCAAAAAAGAUGUACGAGAGAACCCACGGGCAAUGGCUAAGCUUUUAAAAGAGGCAAACCGUGUCAAAACGAUUCUGAGUGCAAACAAUGAUCACAUGGCACAGAUUGAAGGACUUAUGGAUGAUAUUGACUUCAGAACCAAGGUGACUCGUCAAGAACUUGAGGAGCUUUGUGAAGACCUAUUUGAAAGAGUCCCCAUACCUGUGCAAAAGGCUUUGAGUGGUGCUGAAAUGAACAUGGAUGAAAUUGAUCAGGUGAUCAUAGUGGGUGGAGCCACUCGUGUACCUAAAGUUCAAGAAUGGCUUCUUAAAGCAGUGGGCAAGGAGGAGUUGGGAAAGAACAUAAAUGCAGAUGAAGCGGCAGCUAUGGGGGCUGUAUAUCAAGCAGCUGCUCUUAGCAAGGCAUUCAAAGUUAAGCCAUUUGUAGUUCGUGAUGCAGCGAUCUAUCCAAUACAGGUGGAGUUUACUAGAGAGGUGGAGGAGGAAGAGGGCAUAAAAAGUAUAAAACACAACAAGAGAAUUCUUUUUCAAAGGCUUGCCCCAUACCCACAGCGCAAGGUUAUCACCUUUAAUAGAUACACAGAUGACUUUGAGUUUGAUAUCAACUAUGGAGACCUUGGCUUUCUUGAUCAAGAAGACCUGAGGAUUUUUGCGUCUCGCAAUCUCACCACAGUCAAACUUGGUGGAGUUGGGGAGAGUUUUCAGAAGAAUUUGGACUAUGAAUCAAAGGGCAUCAAAGCUCAUUUCAACAUGGAUGAAAGUGGAAUACUCAGUCUUGACAGGGUCGAAUCCGUCUUUGAGACUGCAUUAGAAGAGAAGUUAGAGCUAGAAUCAACAUUGACAAAACUUGGGAACACAAUAUCUAGCUUAUUCGGAGGCGGAAGCUCUACCACAGAUAAAGAAAAUGCUACUGAUACUGUUCAGGAGGAAGAGGAAGUUCCAAGUGAACCCCCGAAGGAGGAUGAACAGGACAUACCAGAGCCAGCUGAGCAGCAAGGUGCAGAUACAGGUGCUGAUAAAGCAGAGGACAAAAAAACGGAGGAAAAGAAUGAAAACGAUAAAGAGGCCAAGGAUACAAAAGAAAAAUCUGAAGACGGUAAAGAAACUGAAACCAUAAAGACACCAGAAGAGGAGCCUAAGAAACCAGUGGUGCCUAAGAAGCAGAAGAUUGUGGAUGAGAUUGGAGCAGUACAAACUGUACAUGAUAUUCCAAUUAUACUAGAAGAUGAAGAAAAGAAAUCUAUUAAAAAAUUGCAAGAACUGACUGAAAGAGAUUUUGAGAAACAUGAGCUUGAAAAAGCAGCAAAUAGCCUGGAGGCAUUUAUAUUUGAGACACAGUUCAAGCUCGAACAGGGAGAAUUUAAAAAGGUUUCUACAGCGGAACAGAGGGAAGAGAUUUCCAGCAAGCUUCGACAGGUGUCGGCAUGGCUAGAGGAGGAUGGUUAUCAAGCUUCGACCAAGGAACUGAAGGAGAAAUUGUCAGAACUUAAGAAGGUGUGCAAGACGUUGUUUUUCAAGGUAGAGGAGCGACAAAAGUGGCCCGACAGGCUGGCAGCAUUGGAUAGUUUGCUUAAUCACUCCAACAUUUUCUUAAAGACUGUCAAAAAGAUCCCAGAAGAUGAGCAGAUAUUCACAGAUGUUGAACUAAGCACUUUAGAAAAGCUCAUCAGUGAGACAUCGGCAUGGAAGAAUGAAACUUUAGCAGAGCAAGCCAAGUUGCCUGCCACAGAAAAACCUGUUUUAUUAUCCAAGGAUAUUGAGCAAAAGCUUGGAGCUCUUGACAGGGAGGUUCAGUACUUGUUGAACAAAGCCAAGUUUGCCAAACCUAAACCUAAACCCAAGCAAAAAAGUAAUGCCACCGAUUCAGCGAAUGGAAAUGUAACGGACGCCAAAGAAAAGGUCAUUACCCCCAAAGCAGAAGGUACAGAAGAUCAAGCAAAAGACCCGGAGCCAGCACAAGAGCCUCCUGUGGUAGAAGAGAAGGUUCUAGAGUUGGCAGACUCAAAAACAGGUUCUGAAACGGAGCAAUCUUCAGAUGAGAAGCCGAAGACCGAAUUAUAAUUUGUAUUACCUUCCCGUCCAUUGAUGGCGCUUCAUAUUUAUUGACAUUACUUUUUUUGUAAUGGAUCCUGACUGUUCCAUACCAACUGAACUGUUUUUUCUUUUAUUUUUCUCUCAAAACGGAAAAAAAGAUGUAAAUAUCUGUCCUGCCAGAGCACCAUUUAGGGGGGUAUGUGUGUAUGUGCGUGCUUUAUUUAACUGUGAAUGUAUAAAAGGGUACUGGACAUCCUCAGCAAAGAACAGCAUAGCCACCAACAGACACCGAUCAUGCUACCAAAUCUCUAUUUCUGUAAAGGCCAAUUUUUAUAAUUCUUUUCAGUUUAUAGUACCUUUUUUGCUCUAGAUUUGUAGUCCGUCCCCUUGGUACAUGUUUACAGUACGUGAAGUGUUACAGAUGUGGUAAUCCAAUUAAAAUUUAGAGAUUGGAUUUUCUUCAAAUGAUUACUGUAAUUGUAAUUUAAUAUGUUGAAUACUGGACCACCCUUCAGUAUAUCCUGAACUGGGGGGGGAAUGACUUAUUAAAAAUAUUUUCCACGUUU